This is a messenger RNA of Triplophysa rosa, 840 nucleotides long. RefSeq lists its product as uncharacterized. The record is from RefSeq and is a predicted model, not a curated record. The coding region runs from base 193 to 840 and encodes 215 amino acids. NCBI's taxonomy places the organism in Eukaryota, Metazoa, Chordata, Actinopteri, Cypriniformes, Nemacheilidae. The transcript has 7 exons.
GGUCGGUUGUUUUAUGUGGCGUGCGAUUCCUCUACAAACGUUUGAAUCUGAAUUCUGAAAAGAAAUUCCAUUGACUGUUGAAGACUUGAGGUGUGUGCUCAUGACCAACUUCCCUGUCGAGCACUUUCUAAAUACUGUCCGUUGUCCUCUCCCAUCCUGACGCUUGUUCACAGCUUCUACAAACACAGUGAAAUGUCGCUGUUCAUCCUGAUAACGCUGCCAUUAUUUCUAGAGGUGAAGACACAAGGUUUGCCUCAAGCCAAGCUGACAGUAUUUCCAGCAUCCGUUACUGAUGGAGAGCUGCGUUUGGUGUGCGAGGGGUUUGACAACAGGACAGUCUCUGAAUGUUUGUUCUACCCAUCGGGACAGGAGAACUUUACAACGCCAAGUGUGUCGUGUGAACUCUCUCUCACCGGCUCUGAACUCAUCACAUGGUCUGGAGAUGAGGAGAGUUCAUACGUAAACACAGUAUGUUAUUAUGCUGUCAGUGAAUUAGGAAAAUAUAUCACAUCAGAUCAUUCUGAUGAAGUCCCAGUGAGGGUCAGAGAUUCGACGGCCACAUCAUCUAUGUCACCAAUCAUAGACAACAUAUCAACCGUGACGUUCUCAAGUGAAACCUCUCAAGAAGAUUUGCCUGCCAUGUCAACUUCCUUCACAAUGGACAAUACAACAUAUAUGUCCAGCCCCAACACACCUAACAGUGACAUUUUAACAAAUGCUACAAAUGCAUUCCUGGAAUCUACAGCUGCAUCUAGUGCGAAACAACCUACCACAUCGGAAUCUUCAGUGAGCCAGCAGAGGGCACUCUCAUCCAGACUUCAGGAAACACCACAUUCCUAA